UAUCACGCCGCUCCUGUAGUCCUCGGGUCUCCCACCUAAAAGUGCCAGUAAGAACCAAGGGUGAAACUGAUGAUAGCUACCUGUUUAUGUUGCAGCCACAUGACGCUUGUGGUUAAGGGAUCAACCUAAACACAAACUGAAGAGAGGUCAACACGCCCAUAAACCAGCAACGAAUGCACUUAAAAUUCCACUUGUCCACGUGUGACAUCACUAUAGCAACCAAGGGCACGCAAGGAGAAGUGUUCGAGGUGGAUCAACAUCGGAAAGAGAGAGUCGGGGCACCGGCGAGCUCCGCAAAGAGUCGGGUAAAUGCCAGCUGCUCUUUGCCACCUGUAGCCUACACGUAGUGGAGCGCUGUUGGAGACUUGGCACCCUGCCUGGAGACACUUACAACAAAGCCUAGCUGAGUGGAACGCGACACCUGUUCGUGGAAUGGUUUUUGUUUCAUCAUCCGCCAACUGAAUGAAACUGCAGGAAUACAACAAUAUGCACUGUUGAAGAUCUAUCUACUGUGCGUUUCUGAAGCCAUGCCACUGAAAGAGAACAUGGGUGUCAUCACCGUCCACAAAAGAGUUACUCCUGCAUGCCUCAUCAGAUCAAAGUCACCAGUGAGUAUCAACAGGGAGCCUCUGCCCUCAGCAUCAGAUGGGAGACCGGUGCUGUACCUUAAAGGGAAGCCCCUGAACAAAGCCACAGACAAGAGCUGUUGGGCUGGCCAGACCACCUGGAUCUCCUACAACUCACUCAGGAAACAGCUUGAGGCGGAGCAGCAGGAUCUGAAGGCCAUCGCCCAGCCCUUACUGGACACAGAAAACACAUUUGUGAAGCGGGACGUGGAGCAGAUGUUGUGUCGUCAGCAAACGCAGGACCAGUGUCGGCGGGAGUUGCUGUACAAGUGCUGGUCGGAGGAGGUGUGGACCCCCAUCCAGCGUGGCGUGGAGCAGCACAUGGCCCAGGUAGCUGGCCAGGGGACCCAGAGGCUGAGGAGCAUGCUGCUGCACUACAUCCACCACUGCAACGCCAAGGGGUAUGUGUUCUUGGACACCUACGACCCCCAAGAGUACAACCCCUUCCUGUUAAACACCAUUCAUCCCUACACCUCCAAGGUCACAACCCCAGCCUUGAAGGACCCCCUGUUCAUACAAUCACGAGACAGGAUUAAGGAAAAGAGGGUGGUCCUUCGCUGCCAAACAGGCCAGGUGUACACAAGGAAGCAGGUGGAGGAGAUCCUGAGGCGGAGCCUCCACUCUAGCCCGCGGUGCCGCUCUCAUGACCCCAGGCUCCAGGCCCCGCCCCUGGGCAUGCCACCGGAGAGAGACGUCCCCCCCUGGAGGCCAAACAGCAGGGGCAAGAACCUCCUGUACGGCACCUCAGAGGACGCAAGAUGUUACGAGCGACAGUGCUGGUCCACUACAAGACACUGACCAGCACAAUUAAAAACCUGCCCUCUGGAACGCAUGACCUCAUAUUCGUUCACUUCUUGGUGCUGUUGUAAGGUUCACAUGACGACAUGACUGCACCUCCUGCAGUCAGGAUGCUGAGCCGCAUCUGAGCAUGUCAUAGUGCAUCCUCUUUAACCCAUGGGGCUACACCGGUCACAUAGCAAAAGCGCUCCGUUUGCGUUGUGUCUGCUGCAACAAUUAGCUUCCACUCUAAUCAAUGAAACUGGCUACACCAGACGAGUACAUU
Molecule: messenger RNA, 1689 nt
Organism: Alosa alosa (allis shad)
Lineage: Eukaryota; Metazoa; Chordata; Actinopteri; Clupeiformes; Clupeidae
Gene: fam228a
Product: family with sequence similarity 228 member A
Exons: 11
Coding region: 528-1424 (298 amino acids)
Source: RefSeq, a predicted model, not a curated record